AUGAAUCACUUGAGCGCUUUUUAUCAUAAGCAGAAAAGAUCGAUUGAAGCUAAGGCAAUGUGCCAGCGUGUGCUCGAGGAGAGCAAACUAUCGCUGGGAGAGAAACAUUCGCACACUCUUGGCACAGUCAACAAUCUAGGCAUGCUUCGUGCAAGUCUCGGCAAGUGGGACGAAGCAGAAGAGUUAUAUAAAUCCGCAUUGCAAGGGUUUGACAGCACCAUUGGAGUUGAGCAGGCAGCUACAUAUCGACCAGCAUUGCACACUCUCUGGAACCUUGGCGAUCUCUACCGAGAGCAAGGAGAUUUGCACGAAGCGGAAAAAGUGUAUUCUAAGACGCUGUAUGGCUUUCAGUCUCUAUUUGGGACGGAUCAUGCUAUGGUCCAGAGCAUUACACGGCGCUUACUCUUACUUAGAUUUGCUGAUUCCUAUGGAGUGGCAGCUGUGAGCGUUGCGAAUGCAUAUGAAAAUCCAAAUAAGUCAAUGGCGGACUAG
Glarea lozoyensis ATCC 20868 is the source of this 492-nucleotide messenger RNA. RefSeq names its product TPR-like protein. NCBI's taxonomy places the organism in Eukaryota, Fungi, Ascomycota, Leotiomycetes, Helotiales, Helotiaceae. The transcript has a single exon. The record is from RefSeq and is a predicted model, not a curated record. Gene Ontology annotation, cellular component: cytoplasm; kinesin complex; membrane-bounded organelle. The coding region runs from base 1 to 492 and encodes 163 amino acids. Gene Ontology annotation, biological process: microtubule-based movement. Gene Ontology annotation, molecular function: kinesin binding.